This is a messenger RNA of Anguilla rostrata (American eel), 3214 nucleotides long. RefSeq names its product ankyrin repeat and kinase domain containing 1 (gene ankk1). The transcript is spliced from 8 exons. Bases 205 to 2457 code for a protein of 750 amino acids. Gene Ontology annotation, biological process: protein phosphorylation. The record is from RefSeq and is a predicted model, not a curated record. Gene Ontology annotation, molecular function: ATP binding; protein binding; protein kinase activity. Lineage: Eukaryota; Metazoa; Chordata; Actinopteri; Anguilliformes; Anguillidae. Gene Ontology annotation, cellular component: nucleus; cytoplasm.
AACCGGAGAGUCUGGUUUUUCUCCAAAAACCGGUCGCGCGACAUCUCUACGCCUAGGCUCAGCCCACGUGCCUAUCAGCAUUUCCCAUAUUUUAGGUGCACACACCCCGCGCACGGAGGCUCGGCACCGGGAGUCCGCAGAGGAGUGAGCGAGCCGCGGUUCUGCUCACCGAGUGGCCGGGUCGGCGGACAUCUUAAGGCCCCCAUGGAUCCCGUAGGCGGCGGGGGCUCGGAGAAGUUCAGGCUUUUCCAGAAGGACGACUUCGAGGCCGACUGGCUCAAGGUGGGGGAGAGAACGUUCGGGCGGGUGUACAAGGUGAAGCUGAAACUCUGGAGGGAAGUGUGCGCCAUGAAACGCUUCUGCUCCUCGCUGGCUCAAACGAGCUCGUACAGGGAGGUGAUUGCGAAGGUCUCCAAAAUGAGCGAGGUGAGGUUUAAGUACAUCGUGUCGGUCUACGGGGCCUGCAGCGACCCCCCCGCCGUGGUGACGGAGUUCAUGACCAGCGGCUCGCUGGAGGGCCUCCUCAGCAGCCACGAGCUGAUGUGGCCCAAGAAGUUCCUGAUGAUUCACGAGAUUACCAUGGGGAUGAACUUCCUCCACAGCACGCGUCCUCCCCUUCUCCACCUGAACCUGAAGCUGGCCAACGUCCUGCUGGACCAUCAUCUGCAUGUCAAGAUUUCUGAUUUUGGAUUGAUUAAAUGGGAGGAGUUCUCCAACAGAACGGAAUUCAUCGAGCAUUUGACCAUGAGAGGGAACCUCAGCUACAUCCCCCCCGAGACUUUCACCGAGAGCUGUGACCCCCCAGGAACCAAAUUUGACGUUUACAGUUUUGCCAUUUUGAUGUGGGAGAUACUGACACAGAAGAAAGCUUUCCCAGGGGCCAAUAUGAUGACAGUGUUAAUGAAGGUGUCAUCUGGCAAAAGACCGAACGUAGAGAAGCUUCCUGAUGACAAACCCCAGGAAAGCGAAGCCAUGAUAGACAUUAUGCAGCGCUGCUGGCAACAGAAGUCCAGCGACCGGCCGCCAUUCUCAGACACUGUCAGAGAAACUGAAGCCCUCAGUGAAGGUUUGAAAUUUCCUGAUGUUCUCCAUGCCUGCAAGGAUGUGUACAGACCCCAUAAACUUCCUUACACCACAGUGUUCAGUCUUAAUAAGGAACCCAGGACUAAAAUGAACCCUGAUCCAGGUGGGGGAGUUUCCCAGAGGAGUGUCGAUUUUCUGUCCAAAAAGGAUUUUGAGAACUUCAAGCGGUCGCUGAAGAGAGAGGACGUGCUGGAGGUGUACGAGGAGAACUACAGCCUCCUGCACUACACCGUGGCGAGCGCGGACGCCGAGGCCGUGGAGCUGGUGCUCCAGCAGGGGGCGGCGGUGGACUCCCAGAACGACAGGGGCUACACGCCGCUCGUCAUCGGCGUCCUCCGCCAGCUGUACGACGUGUGCGCCCUGCUGGUGCAGCGCGGCGCCGACGUCAGCCUCGGCGACGCCGACCGCUGGACGCCGCUCCACUUCGCGGCGCAGAACGGCGACGACCGCGUCGCCCGGCUGCUCCUGGAGCACGGGGCGGCCGCGGACGCCGCCGAGAAGGACGGCUGGACGCCCCUGCACCUGGCGGCGCAGAACGGGCACGAGAACGUGGUGCGCAUCCUGCUGCCGCGCUCGGCCGCGCCCGACGCCCAGGAGAAGGACGGCCGCACGGCCCUGCACAUGGCGUCCUCCUACGGGCACCUGGGCAUCGUCAAGCUGCUGCUCAGCCAGGGCGCCGACCCCAACCGGGCGGAGAGCGGCGGCGGCCACGCCCUCCACCUGGCCGCCGAGGAGGGCCACUUCAGGGUGGUGCGGCUGCUCCUGGAGAGCGGGGCCGAGACGGAGCGCGCGGACGGCCACAGCUACAGCGCCCUCCACUGGGCGGCGCUGAAAGGGCACGCCGGGAUAUGCAGGCUGCUGCUGAGCCGGGGGGCCGAGCCCAACCCCAGGACCCAGCAGGGGUGGACGCCCCUGCACCUGGUGGCCCUGAAAGGGCACGACGCCCUCGUCCCGCUCCUGGAGGAGCACCGGGCCGACGUGGACGCCGCCGGCGACAACGGCUGGACGCCGCUGCACCUGUCCUGCCACCACGGCCUGCCGGAGGUGACGUCCGCCCUGCUGACGGUGGGGGCCCGCCCCGACCCGGCCGAGGACAGCGGCUGGACCCCGCUGCACCUGGCCAGCCACGCCGGCUGCUUCUCCAGCGUGCUCCACCUCAUCGCCCGCGGCGCCCAGGUCAACGCCCAGAACGGCAGCCGGGCCACGCCCCUGCACCUGGCGGCCGCCAGCGGCGCUGUCGCCAUCGUGGAGGCCCUGCUGCUCAACGGGGCGCGGCUAGACGUGAAAGAUGCCGGCGGCUGCACUGCCAGAGAGCUGGCGGAGAAGUGGCACAAACACGAGGUUGUGCAGGCGCUGGACGGCGCGAGCCGGUGAUGGACAAGUCAAGCCCUGCACUGGCUCACUGCACAGGAACCACAGCCCUGUGUGGGAACUGUAGUUCUUUAUCACCACAUGCAAACCCAGCUCUUUGUGGACAAUGCUGCUAAUUCUCUUAAUAACCGUUGGAUGUUUUAGUUUUGCAUGAAUAGUUUUUUGAAAUUUUAAUUGUGAUGCAGCAGAGACUGAAAGGUCAUUGUACACAGUCGAUUCCAUAGCCAUUUAUUCCAAACAUGAAAGAGUUCAGGAAUCUUGGGGCAAGAAUCUAACUGUCAUACUUUUCCAGGUGAUAGAAACAUUUUUUUAAAGAUAACUAUUUAAUAUAAAAUGCUUCUUGCAAAUUGUUGUGACUUCUUGUAGUUCGUUGUGGCCUCAAAAUAAUUCUGGCAGGGACCUUUGGAUAGUUGUUAGAGCAUGUGACAUGUUUUCUGAAAGAUUUGAAAAUUUUUCACAAGCAAACGAUGUAAGUUUAAUGCUCUUUAGCUAAUCUGAAUGUCUGAUAUCUAGUUAGGCAGCUAGAGGCAUUUGCCAAUCGUCCGAAGAAAAGUGGACUUUUAUAGUAUAUACUCCAAGCAUCAUGUCUCAAAAAACAUACAAUCAGAUUUGAAUGUAAACUAUGUUCACACAGGCAUGAUUUCACAGGUAGUGGCAAUUAUUAAAAUCAGUAAGACUAUUAUAAUUUAUGCCAUGGAAUUUGCAUAGAAGCAUUCCUGAAAAGCAACUCGUAAACAGAAACACAUUUGCAUGUUUAAAA